Cotesia congregata is the source of this 327-nucleotide messenger RNA. Lineage: Eukaryota; Metazoa; Arthropoda; Insecta; Hymenoptera; Braconidae. The record is from the annotation of a GenBank genome assembly.
AUGUUAAAAGAUAUUUCAAAGCAACGUGUACACAAAAGAAGAUCAAGACCUCUGAACGAUUUAAGUUACGAGUUAACAAACUUCAAGUGUCCACAGUGCGGCAAAUUGUACAAAGCGAAGACAACACUUCUGACCCACAUGAAACUCGAGUGUGGCGGCCAGAAAAUAAUUUCCUGCAGCAUUUGUCCUACCAAAUUUUCACAAACCAUUGAAUUGCGUCGACAUAUUAAGCAUCUGCACAGUAUUUACCUCCCGCCUAAAUUUCUUGUUUUCCAGCGCAAUCCAGAGGAUUUUGUUGUUCUACUUGCGGAAAGUGCUACAGAUUGA